AAAAAGUUAUCAUGCAACCAAUAGUACUGUAAAAUUAUCAACCCAUUCCGUCCCUCUCUCUCUCUCUCUCUCUCAAGCAAUGGCUGCCUCAGUGACCUUUCAGGCCUCCCUCAUACAACCAAAACCCACUCUCUCUUCCAAAACCCUGCAAAACCCUCGUCCUACUUUCAUUUCUAUUCCUUCUACUACCAUCUCACAAGUGAGAUUUGGUGUCAAAUUGGGAAAUGGGUUCGCCGCAAAAGCUUCAAUGGCUGUCGCUGAAACAUAUUCGAAGCCUCCCGCUUCUGAAAAGAGGGUCAACAAUCCCAUCAUUGUCAUUGACAAUUAUGAUAGCUUUACCUACAAUCUUUGCCAGUAUAUGGGAGAGUCGGGAUGUCUCUUUGAAGUCUAUCGAAAUGAUGAACUAACUGUUGAUGAACUAAAACGGAAAAAUCCCAGAGGAGUGCUAAUCUCUCCAGGGCCAGGCGCGCCCCAAGAUUCUGGAAUAUCUUUGCAAACUGUAUUGGAGCUGGGGCCCAUUGUACCCUUAUUUGGUGUUUGCAUGGGUUUGCAGUGCAUUGGGGAGGCUUUUGGAGGGAAGAUUGUCCGUUCUCCUUUCGGUGUCAUGCAUGGGAAGAGCUCGCCCGUAUAUUAUAACGAGAAAGGGGAAGAUUUGUUUUCUGGAUUAUCGAACCCUUUUACUGCUGGCAGAUAUCACAGUCUUGUAAUUGAUAAGGACAGUUUUCCUAGUGAAGAACUUGAGGUUACAGCAUGGACAGAGGAUGGACUGAUAAUGGCUGCUCGUCACAAGAAAUAUAGGCAUCUUCAAGGGGUUCAGUUCCAUCCUGAAAGUAUCAUAACUUCUGAAGGCAAGACAAUUGUGCGUAACUUUAUCAAAUUGAUAGAGAAAAGAGAGUCUGAAUCAGAGAAUUGAAGGCUUGGUCGAUCUGCAGAUUCUCCACAAUGUAAUGUGACGUGGCAAUAUAUAUAAAUGUCCUUCUCGUCAUAUUCUAUGGGUUCAAGUUUGUUAUUUUUCUUUCUUUGCCAGCUUCAUGAGUUGAAGAUGGACUUUGGAUCUAGCUCAUACAUCUUGGUGGGCUAGAGAGUUUGCUUGUAUUGUAUCCAUUCAUUUAAGAACCCCUCGCAUAGGCAAAAGCUGAAUGGUCCAUGUCCAAAGUUGUCUUUAUACGCUUAAGAAACCAGCCCUAGUAUUCAUUGUGGAAACAUUAUAAUAUAAUCUGCAACUCAUCUUUUAAAGGAUCU
This is a messenger RNA of Prunus persica (peach), 1242 nucleotides long. RefSeq names its product anthranilate synthase beta subunit 1, chloroplastic. NCBI's taxonomy places the organism in Eukaryota, Viridiplantae, Streptophyta, Magnoliopsida, Rosales, Rosaceae. Gene Ontology annotation, cellular component: cytosol. Bases 80 to 913 code for a protein of 277 amino acids. The record is from RefSeq and is a predicted model, not a curated record. Gene Ontology annotation, biological process: L-tryptophan biosynthetic process. The transcript is spliced from 8 exons.